AUGACGCUGUUUGCCUGGGUUCUGGCAGCUCUGUCAGCGGUCCAGAUCCGAGCGGGAGGACAUGCAGGACACGAACACCUGGCAGUCGUCCGGGUCUUCUCGACCGAGGAGGAGUUGCAGCUGCUUAACAACAGCGUCCCACAGUGGGAUAUGAACGGUUCAAUUCCGUGCACCACAAAGUCGAACAUGAGCGAGAUCGAUCUCAUCUUGGUCUACAGCAAGGACCUGGAGAUGGAUAAAGAUGCCAAGGGCCUGGUGAGUGAGAUUGAAAUGUCAUUCCACUCGAAGGAGUUCAACUGGAUGAACUGCUUCACAAACAUCAAGAACAUGUCGGCCAAGCUGAAUCCGGAGCAAGACGUCUAUGACAACCGCGGCUACACCACGAACAAGCAUUGGGUCUCCGGCCCCAAUGCCGUCUUCUCAAAGAUCAUGAUGGCCAUGAUGGAGGGCGAGUUCAACGACACGUACGACAUCUUCUUCCUCAUGGAGAUGGACGCGGUUCCCAUCAAGGACCACUGGCUCGACCAGUUCGAGACGGAGGCCCAUGAGAUGGCCGACAAUAGCAUGGCCAUCCGCGGGAGCCAGUACCUGGGCGACAAGUGGGACCUGUUCAAAGCGAUGAUGCCGACCUACCUGGUGGAGCACAUCAACGGCAAUGCCAUGUACAACCUCAAGCACCCGUGGACCAAGGCGGUGUACGAUGCAUUCAAUAGCAUGGAUGGCGGCAACAUGAUGGAAGAAAUGGCCUUCGACGUCGCGUUCGCCAUGAUUACCAUGGAUGCGAUGUCCGGGAACACGAGCCAGUUCGCAGCUGCUUGGGCAGCUGCAGGGGGAAAUAGCCAGACCUACAACUGGGACUCCAUGCUUGUGGGCAACUACGCCAACACCCUUCUGAACACCAGCUUCGAGUUCCCGACCUACAUCCGCCAUGGCUCCAGCAAGAACCUGUUCGCGAACUUGGAUGAUGAACAUGUGACGCUGGGAGUGGCAGUGUUCGAUCAUCAGGGACACUUGAAGGACACCAUCCCCACGCACCACCCGUUCAAGAAGAUCCUGGCCUUGACCUAUUACCCGCAUCCGCAAAUGGUUGACAUGUACGAGGCUCCGGCAGGCAACGUGACCAUGACGACGCAGGCUGCCACGGGCGAUCCCUUUUACCACCUUUGCGAGACCGCCAGGCUCGUCGACACGAAGUGGUUCGCCCUCACGGACAACUACCACAUCAUCAAAGCACCGGUGAGCGUUCUGAUGGACAUGGGCGACAAGCCGGUGCUGCCGUACGUCCUGAGAAACUCCAAGUACUGCGGUGAGCGUCCGAACUGUGAGGCUUCCAUGUUGCAAGCAGAGGGACUCUUCAGCAUCACCUUGAACUACCACCACGACAAGUACGAAGUGCUGUACAAGACGGAUGAUGCCAAGAUGUUCUGCGAUGCAUGGGACCUUGCAACAGGCAGCACUGCCAACGAGUCGUGGGCAAAUUGCAGCUUGUCCUUCGGACCAACCGGAGACGACUACAUCGCCUGGAAAAUCAGCGUGGACCAGAACAUCACCGAGGAGUUCACUCCGAAGGACAAGACACGCUACGGAUGGCGAGCCUGGACAAGCCUGUGGAACCCGGCCCCGGUCGACUCUCGAAUGUGCACGCCGAUGCUCUACGGCCCGAAGGAAUAUCUGGAGACGCUUGGCAACAUCUCCCACUGUGCGGUUGACUACGUUGAGAAUGCGGCGGCUUGCGAAUCGGACACCACGUGCGAGUGGAAGGCCAUGUUCGAGUCCGGUGUGUGCUUCCAGGAUCCAAAGAGCGUUACCCCGACGACAACCGUGGCAGGAGUGACCUACAGCACCAUCGAAGUCACGUUGCCACUCACCGUGGACGAUGCGGCUGCCAUCCUCAACAACGCCACCGUGCAGGAUGCCAUGAAGACAGGUUUUGCACAGGCGAUGGACGUGCCUGUUUCGGAUGUGAUGCUUGAGAUUCAGGCAGUUCGACGCCUGACUGCUCACACCAGGAAGCUUCAGACCGAGCUGCUGGCCAUCUUCAGUGUCGUGAUGCCCAGCCUUGAGGACGCCAUCGUGAAGCAGGUGGAGAUCGAGACCAUCUCCUUGGAUGCAACCAAUGAGGCUAUCGCCAGUGCCGUCGCGAGCGUGGGCUUUUCGGGUGCCCUGGAGGUCACCGGCAAGAUGACCAUGCGCGAGCCCUGUGGCAUGUCGUCCAUGGUGCAGGAGGGUGUCACACGAAUCGAGAUGCACCAGCACGCUCUUUUUGCCAAUAGGAUUCAGCGAGCUUCGCUGCGACUGGGACUGCAGGACUGGUUUGGCACGCUUGCAUCUGCCAUGACGCUGUUUGCCUUGGUUCUGGCAGCUCUGGCAGCGGUCCAGAUCCGAGCGGGAGGACAUGCAGGACACGAACACCUGGCAGUCGUCCGGGUCUUCUCGACCGAGGAGGAGUUGCAGCUGCUUAACAACAGCGUCCCACAGUGGGAUAUGGCCGGUUCCAUUCCGUGCACCACAAAGUCGAACAUGAGCGAGAUCGAUCUCAUCUUGGUCUACAGCAAGGACCUGGAGAUGGAUAAAGAUGCCAAGGGCCUGGUGAGUGAGAUUGAAAUGUCAUUCCACUCGAAGGAGUUCAACUGGAUGAACUGCUUCACAAACAUCAAGAACAUGUCGGCCAAGCUGAAUCCGGAGCAAGACGUCUAUGACAACCGCGGCUACACCACGAACAAGCAUUGGGUCUCCGGCCCCAAUGCCGUCUUCUCAAAGAUCAUGAUGGCCAUGAUGGAGGGCGAGUUCAACGACACAUACGACAUCUUCUUCCUCAUGGAGAUGGACGCGGUUCCCAUCAAGGAUCACUGGCUCGAUCAGUUCGAGACGGAGGCCCAUGAGAUGGCCGACAACAGCAUGGCCAUCCGCGGGAGCCAGUACCUGGGCGACAAGUGGGACCUGUUCAAAGCGAUGAUGCCUACCUACCUGGUGGAGCACAUCAACGGCAAUGCCAUGUACAACCUCAAGCACCCGUGGACCAAGGCGGUGUACGAUGCAUUCAAUAGCAUGGAUGGCGGCAACAUGAUGGAAGAAAUGGCCUUCGACGUCGCGUUCGCCAUGAUUACCAUGGAUGCGAUGUCCGGGAACACGAGCCAGUUCGCAGCUGCUUGGGCAGCUGCAGGGGGAAACAGCCAGACCUACAACUGGGACUCCAUGCUUGUGGGCAACUACGCCAACACCCUUCUGAACACCAGCUUCGAGUUCCCGACCUACAUCCGCCAUGGCUCCAGCAAGAACCUGUUCGCGAACCUGGAUGAUGAACAUGUGACGCUGGGAGUGGCAGUGUUCGAUCACCAGGGACACUUGAAGGACACCAUCCCCACGCACCACCCCUUCAAGAAAAUCCUGGCCUUGACCUAUUACCCGCAUCCGCAAAUGGUUGACAUGUACGAGGCUCCGGCAGGCAACGUGACCAUGACGACGCAGGCUGCCACCGGCGAUCCCUUUUACCACCUUUGCGAGACCGCCAGGCUCGUCGACACGAAGUGGUUCGCCCUCACGGACAACUACCACAUCAUCAAAGCACCGGUGAGCGUUCUGAUGGACAUGGGCGACAAGCCGGUGCUGCCGUACGUCCUGAGAAACUCCAAGUACUGCGGUGAGCGCCCGAACUGUGAGGCGUCCAUGUUGCAAGCGGAGGGCCUCUUCAGCAUCACCUUGAACUACCACCACGACAAGUACGAGGUGCUGUACAAGACGGACGAUGCCAAGAUGUUCUGCGAUGCAUGGGACCUUGCAACAGGCAGCACUGCCAACGAGUCGUGGGCAAAUUGCAGCUUGUCCUUCGGACCAACCGGAGACGACUACAUCGCCUGGAAAAUCAGCGUGGACCAGAACAUCACCGAGGAGUUCACUCCUAAGGACAAGACACGCUACGGAUGGCGAGCCUGGACGAGCCUGUGGAACCCGGCCCCGGUCGACUCUCGAAUGUGCACGCCGAUGCUCUACGGCCCGAAGGAAUAUCUGGAGACACUUGGCAACAUCUCCCACUGUGCGGUUGACUACGUUGAGAAUGCGGCGGCUUGCGAAUCGGACACGACGUGCGAGUGGAAGGCCAUGUUCGAGUCCGGUGUGUGCUUCCAGGAUCCAAAGAGCGUCACCCCGACGACAACCGUGGCAGGAGUGACCUACAGCACCAUCGAAGUCACGUUGCCACUCACCGUGGACGAUGCGGCUGCCAUCCUCAACAACGCCACCGUGCAGGAUGCCAUGAAGACAGGUUUCGCACAGGCGAUGGACGUGCCUGUGGCGGAUGUGAUGCUUGAGAUUCAGGCAGUUCGACGCCUGACUGCUCACACCAGGAAGCUUCAGACCGAGCUGCUGGCCAUCUUCAGUGUCGUGAUGCCCAGCCUUGAGGAUGCCAUCGUGAAGCAGGUGGAGAUCGAGACCAUCUCCUUGGAUGCAACCAAUGAGGCUAUCGCCAGUGCCGUCGCGAGCGUGGGCUUUUCGGGUGCUCUGGAGGUCACCGGCAAGAUGACCAUGCGCGAGCCUUGUGGCAUGUCGUCCAUGGUGCAGGAGGGUGUCACACGAGACGAAAUUGAAAUGCACCAGCACGCCCUUCUUGCCAAUAGGCUGCUCAUGAUGUUGUCGGGCAGCCGCGUGAACAUCCCAGGGUUUGGCACGCUUGCAUCUGCCAUGACGCUGUUUGCCUUGGUUCUGGCAGCUCUGGCAGCGGUCCAGAUCCGAGCGGGAGGACAUGCAGGACACGAACACCUGGCAGUCGUCCGGGUCUUCUCGACCGAGGAGGAGUUGCAGCUGCUUAACAACAGCGUCCCACAGUGGGAUAUGGCCGGUUCCAUUCCGUGCACCACAAAGUCGAACAUGAGCGAGAUCGAUCUCAUCUUGGUCUACAGCAAGGACCUGGAGAUGGAUAAAGAUGCCAAGGGCCUGGUGAGUGAGAUUGAAAUGUCAUUCCACUCGAAGGAGUUCAACUGGAUGAACUGCUUCACAAACAUCAAGAACAUGUCGGCCAAGCUGAAUCCGGAGCAAGACGUCUAUGACAACCGUGGCUACACCACGAACAAGCAUUGGGUCUCCGGCCCCAAUGCCGUCUUCUCAAAGAUCAUGAUGGCCAUGAUGGAGGGCGAGUUCAACGACACGUACGACAUUUUCUUCCUCAUGGAGAUGGACGCGGUUCCCAUCAAGGAUCACUGGCUCGAUCAGUUCGAGACGGAGGCCCAUGAGAUGGCCGACAACAGCAUGGCCAUCCGCGGGAGCCAGUACCUUGGCGACAAGUGGGACUUGUUCAAAGCGAUGAUGCCGACCUACCUGGUGGAGCACAUCAACGGCAAUGCCAUGUACAACCUCAAGCACCCGUGGACCAAGGCGGUGUACGAUGCAUUCAAUAGCAUGGAUGGCGGCAACAUGAUGGAAGAGAUGGCCUUCGACGUCGCGUUCGCCAUGAUUACCAUGGAUGCGAUGUCCGGGAACACGAGCCAGUUCGCAGCUGCUUGGGCAGCUGCGGGGGGAAACAGCCAGACGUACAACUGGGACUCCAUGCUUGUGGGCAACUACGCCAACACCCUUCUGAACACCAGCUUCGAGUUCCCGACCUACAUCCGCCACGGCUCCAGCAAGAACUUGUUCGCGAACUUGGAUGAUGAACAUGUGACGCUGGGAGUGGCAGUGUUCGAUCACCAGGGACACUUGAAGGACACCAUCCCGACGCACCACCCCUUCAAGAAAAUCCUGGCCUUGACCUAUUACCCGCAUCCGCAAAUGGUUGACAUGUACGAGGCCCCGGCCGGCAACGUGACAAUGACGACGCAGGCUGCCACCGGCGAUCCCUUUUACCACCUCUGCGAGACUGCCAGGCUCGUCGACACGAAGUGGUUCGCCCUCACGGACAACUACCACAUCAUCAAAGCACCUGUGAGCGUUCUGAUGGACAUGGGCGACAAGCCGGUGCUGCCGUACGUCCUGAGAAACUCCAAGUACUGUGGUGAGCGUCCGAACUGUGAGGCUUCCAUGUUGCAAGCAGAGGGACUCUUCAGCAUCACCCUGAACUACCACCACGACAAGUACGAGGUGCUGUACAAGACGGACGAUGCCAAGAUGUUCUGCGACGCGUGGGACCUUGCAACAGGCAGCACUGCCAACGAGUCGUGGGCAAAUUGCAGCUUGUCCUUCGGACCAACCGGAGACGACUACAUCGCCUGGAAAAUCAGCGUGGACCAGAACAUCACCGAGGAGUUCACUCCGAAGGACAAGACACGCUACGGAUGGCGAGCCUGGACGAGCCUGUGGAACCCGGCCCCGGUCGACUCUCGAAUGUGCACGCCGAUGCUCUACGGCCCGAAGGAAUAUCUGGAGACGCUUGGCAACAUCUCCCACUGUGCGGUUGACUACGUUGAGAAUGCGGCGGCAUGCGAAUCUGAUACCACGUGCGAGUGGAAGGCCAUGUUCGAGUCCGGUGUGUGCUUCCAGGAUCCAAAGAGCGUCACCCCGACGACAACCGUGGCAGGAGUGACCUACAGCACCAUCGAAGUCACGUUGCCACUCACCGUGGACGAUGCGGCUGCCAUCCUCAACAACGCCACCGUGCAGGAUGCCAUGAAGACAGGUUUUGCACAGGCGAUGGACGUGCCUGUGGCGGAUGUGAUGCUUGAGAUUCAGGCAGUUCGACGCCUGACUGCUCACACCAGGAAGCUUCAGACCGAGCUGCUGGCCAUCUUCAGUGUCGUGAUGCCCAGCCUUGAGGACGCCAUCGUGAAGCAGGUGGAGAUCGAGACCAUCUCCUUGGAUGCAACCAAUGAGGCUAUCGCCAGUGCCGUCGCGAGCGUGGGCUUUUCGGGUGCCCUGGAGGUCACCGGCAAGAUGACCAUGCGUGAGCCCUGUGGCAUGUCGUCCAUGGUGCAGGAGGGUGUCACACGAAUCGAGAUGCACCAGCACGCCCUUUUUGCCAAUAGGAUCCGGCGAGCUUCGCUGCGACUGGGACUGCAGGACUGGUUCGGCACGCUUGCAUCUACCAUGACGCUGUUUGCCUUGGUUCUGGCAGCUCUGGCAGCGGUCCAGAUCCGAGCGGGAGGACAUGCAGGACACGAACACCUGGCAGUCGUCCGGGUCUUCUCGACCGAGGAGGAGUUGCAGCUGCUUAACAACAGUGUCCCACAGUGGGAUAUGGCCGGUUCAAUUCCGUGCACCACAAAGUCGAACAUGAGCGAGAUCGAUCUCAUCUUGGUCUACAGCAAGGACCUGGAGAUGGAUCAAGAUGCCAAGGGCCUGGUGAGUGAGAUUGAAAUGUCAUUCCACUCGAAGGAGUUCAACUGGAUGAACUGCUUCACAAACAUCAAGAACAUGUCGGCCAAGCUGAAUCCGGAGCAAGACGUCUAUGACAACCGUGGCUACACCACGAACAAGCAUUGGGUCUCCGGCCCCAAUGCCGUCUUCUCAAAGAUCAUGAUGGCCAUGAUGGAGGGCGAGUUCAACGACACGUACGACAUUUUCUUCCUCAUGGAGAUGGACGCGGUUCCCAUCAAGGACCACUGGCUCGAUCAGUUCGAGACGGAGGCCCAUGAGAUGGCCGACAACAGCAUGGCUAUCCGCGGAAGCCAGUACCUGGGCGACAAGUGGGACCUGUUCAAAGCGAUGAUGCCUACCUACCUGGUGGAGCACAUCAACGGCAAUGCCAUGUACAACCUCAAGCACCCCUGGACCAAGGCGGUGUACGAUGCAUUCAGUAGCAUGGAUGGCGGCAACAUGAUGGAAGAAAUGGCCUUCGAUGUCGCGUUCGCCAUGAUUACCAUGGAUGCGAUGUCCGGGAACACGAGCCAGUUCGCAGCUGCUUGGGCAGCUGCAGGGGGAAACAGCCAGACCUACAACUGGGACUCCAUGCUUGUGGGCAACUACGCCAACACCCUUCUGAACACCAGCUUCGAGUUCCCGACCUACAUCCGCCACGGCUCCAGCAAGAACUUGUUCGCGAACUUGGAUGAUGAACAUGUGACGCUGGGAGUGGCAGUGUUCGAUCACCAGGGACACUUGAAGGACACCAUCCCGACGCACCACCCCUUCAAGAAAAUCCUGGCCUUGACCUAUUACCCGCAUCCGCAAAUGGUUGACAUGUACGAGGCCCCGGCCGGCAACGUGACAAUGACGACGCAGGCUGCCACCGGCGAUCCCUUUUACCACCUCUGCGAGACUGCAAGGCUCGUCGACACGAAGUGGUUCGCCCUCACGGACAACUACCACAUCAUCAAAGCACCUGUGAGCGUUCUGAUGGACAUGGGCGACAAGCCGGUGCUGCCGUACGUCCUGAGAAACUCCAAGUACUGUGGUGAGCGUCCGAACUGUGAGGCUUCCAUGUUGCAAGCAGAGGGACUCUUCAGCAUCACCCUGAACUACCACCACGACAAGUACGAGGUGCUGUACAAGACGGACGAUGCCAAGAUGUUCUGCGACGCGUGGGACCUUGCAACAGGCAGCACUGCCAACGAGUCGUGGGCAAAUUGCAGCUUGUCCUUCGGACCAACCGGAGACGACUACAUCGCCUGGAAAAUCAGCGUGGACCAGAACAUCACCGAGGAGUUCACUCCGAAGGACAAGACACGCUACGGAUGGCGAGCCUGGACGAGCCUGUGGAACCCGGCCCCGGUCGACUCUCGAAUGUGCACGCCGAUGCUCUACGGCCCGAAGGAAUAUCUGGAGACGCUUGGCAACAUCUCCCACUGUGCGGUUGAUUACGUUGAGAAUGCGGCGGCAUGCGAAUCGGAUACCACGUGCGAGUGGAAGGCCAUGUUCGAGUCCGGUGUGUGCUUCCAGGAUCCAAAGAGCGUCACCCCGACGACAACCGUGGCAGGAGUGACCUACAGCACCAUCGAAGUCACGUUGCCACUCACCGUGGACGAUGCGGCUGCCAUCCUCAACAACGCCACCGUGCAGGAUGCCAUGAAGACAGGUUUUGCACAGGCGAUGGACGUGCCUGUGGCGGAUGUGAUGCUUGAGAUUCAGGCAGUUCGACGCCUGACUGCCCACACCAGGAAGCUUCAGGUCGAGCUGCUGGCCAUCUUCAGUGUCGUGAUGCCCAGCCUUGAGGACGCCAUCGUGAAGCAGGUGGAGAUCGAGACCAUCUCCUUGGAUGCAACCAAUGAGGCUAUCGCCAGUGCCGUCGCGAGCGUGGGCUUUUCGGGUGCCCUGGAGGUCACCGGCAAGAUGACCAUGCGCGUUCCUGAACCGACCACGACCACCACGACAACGACCACAACGACAGAGGCCAGCAACACUACCACUACCGAGGGCGGUGACGACGGGGACGAUGGCACGGGAGACGACGGGGACGAUGGAGACGACGGCGACGGCGAUGAGGAGCCGCCCAGCUCGGCCAUCGCGGGCACUGCCUCCGCCGCUGUCCUGGGAUCUUCUGUCCACCCGGAGGACAGUUCCAAUCCGAUGGAAGCGGGUAUCUUCCUCGUUUUCCCGCUGAUCCUGCUGUGGGAGUUCACGUACUGUGAUUUCUUCGGAGAGAAUGCUCUGUACUUCAUCAUCGGCUUUAGCUUCGCCAUGAACUUUGUGGACAACUCUUUGUCGAGGGCUGUUCGCGAGGAGCUCAUUCAGGUCCCACUGUCAACAGCCUGCAGCGUGGUGCUUUUCAUUGGCACCCUAGGAGCCGACGACUUCGUGGACUUCUGUGAAGGCUUCUUCCUGGAGCUGCUUUACGGCAUCGCAGAGCGCCUCAUCCUAGGCUCCUUGAUGGAGGCCGGCGAGAAGAGCGUGGCACAGGGCAUCCAUUGGGUGAAGACGCGCUCGUGGUUCUGGCGCUUGGCGCUCAUCGUCACUGGAGGACGCUCCAGCGCCGGCCUGUUGAUGACCGAGGGCAAGGAUGAUGAUGAAAUGGCUCCAGAAGAGAUGGUCAUGGAGGGCACGCCCAUAGAGGAAGCCAUGGAGGAGGUGAUCGGCUGUGGAACUACGUGCAUGAGCACAGUCAUGACGCCGUUCAUUAUCCUCGCCAUUUUCUUCUUCGCCGAGGAAACGGAGAUUCCGGCGCAGUACGACAUCCGAAGCACAGACUUGGUUUGUUACCUGCUCUUCGGUCUUAUCAUCGCCCCCUUCCAGGUCAUGAUGGACAUCUUGAUGAACCACGCCACAGAAUUGCAGAAUAACGUCCGCAUUUACGACUACAUGCUCUACGCCAAGUGGCGCUGGCGCAAUCGUGUGACCCGCUGGCUCUUCGACGACCCACGACUCGACCUGAGUAUCGCGGAGCCGCUUCAGAGUGUAAACCACCUGGCAUUCUCGCCACAGUUCUACUUCAUCGAGACCUACUACACCUGGGGUAUGCUUGUCUCGCUGCUGUCCAUCACAAUCUUCCUGCGAAAGUCGAUGAACCCCCUGGACGACCCAGCCUUGUUCAUCAUGGUGGGCCAGAUGAUUCUUCUCAACUACAUCCUGGAUCGUCUUAUCCGCUGGCUGAUCUCGUCAGUGCUUUGGAAGCCAAUGGACAACAGCAACUUCCGCAUCUUCAGCCGGUCCGUCGCUCUGGCGCUGCAGCGCAAGGAUGCCGCCUUGCUGCAAGAGAAGUAUCGCCAGUGGUUUUGGCAGCGCCACACAGGAUGGCUCGUCAGCCACCUGAACGAUAUCUUCACGCCGCGCUCGCGCGAGCGCUACAAGGGGAAGCUGAGUCUGCUGUACCAGCAGGCCUUGCAGCUGCAACCAACCCGCGUCUACAAGACGCCCGGCGAUGCCUUUCCAGAGCCGGUGGGGCAGCAGGAGCUGCCAGAGAACUUGCGAUUGGAGCUGGAAGAGGACGAGUCAGAUGAGGAGCCCGCACCACACCAGGAUGGGCACCUGGCGCUGCCGGGCAUGGCGGGACGCCAAGAUGCUUUGGGCGGUCCAUCUCAAGGAGCCCUCGACGACGUGCCUGGUGGUCGGCGUGCAUCGACGGUCAUGCGAACCAUGGCGCUUCCGUCCAUGCUCCAGCUGCACACGGCUGCGAGCGUGGAAGCGCCCCCGCCGCCCCCGGAGGUUCCCCAGGAAGCCUGGCCCUUCCGUCCACUGAGCGACGAGCAGCAUGACAAUCCCCAAGCAGCAGGUUUCGGGCCUCUCGCUGCCUACUCGGGGGUUGCCUGGCUCCGUGUCGCACGCAAGCGGCUCCGAAUGAAGCGACAGCAAGAGGAAGCGGAAGCUGCCGAGCGGGCUCUCAACUUUGCGGCCCAGUCACCGCUGGGCCCGACAACACCUCCAGCCGCCUCUGCCGCAGCGAUUAGGGAUCGCACUGGCGAUGACGAUUCAAGCAGUGGUGGCACCGAGGAGGAAGAGGCUCUGAUGCUCCUGGAGCAGCAGGAGACGCCGAAGAACGAAGAUGACGCCAGCGAUAUCGAGUUCGAACCGGCUGACACCACGAGGUUCCCGAACCUUGUGAGCGUCCAGGUGCCUCAAGCUGCCCGAGAGAUGAUCCUCUACUGGGCCAAGCAAGCGCGCAAGCGCGUGAUACGAAAGAGGACCAUCCGGUACCAGUCGUCCAGCGAGGAGGAAAGUGAUGAUUCCUUUGGUGAAGAUUCCGGAGACGAUGCCGGAGAUGAGUCGCCAGAUCUCGCCGAUUGA
Symbiodinium sp. CCMP2592 is the source of this 11580-nucleotide messenger RNA. The record is from the annotation of a GenBank genome assembly. Lineage: Eukaryota; Dinophyceae; Suessiales; Symbiodiniaceae.